Messenger RNA from Penicillium taxi, 477 nucleotides. RefSeq lists its product as uncharacterized. Lineage: Eukaryota; Fungi; Ascomycota; Eurotiomycetes; Eurotiales; Aspergillaceae. The transcript has a single exon. The record is from RefSeq and is a predicted model, not a curated record. Bases 1 to 477 code for a protein of 158 amino acids.
AUGACUGCUAUAGAAGCUCCGACUAGACGGUCCUCGAGCAUGCUCAUAGAGGACAAUGUCGGCCUUGACGACGAGUUGCGACUCAUUUCCCACCCUAUUCCAUCACUGGACGAGUUUUGCAACAGUUAUGGGCUCGAGAAGGAUUGGAUACUGAGAUUCACUUGGGGCCUAGUUUUGGGAAUCUACAGUGGUGAAAGCAAUGUUUGCUUUCGUUGCAUUCGUCGCGGAGCUGUUAGUAACGAGUCAACUCUGGAAGAAUGGGUACAUCGAAUGGAGCUUGACAGGAGUACCCCUAUCAUAGACCUCCUGAAGAAGCUUCAUGGCAAUAGGUCGUGCCAGAAUGGUGGAUUCUCAGAAGAUGUCGUCCAGGAUUCAGCCCUGGAGGGUCAUGACACCGUCUUGAUGCUCAAUAUUGGUCUUGGGAGAGCUUCUCAAGUGUUAGAGGAAAAUGAUAUGGCCAAUGUAGGUCCCAUCUAA